AUGCAGGCGGAGCAAUUGCAGAAGGCCCCUUGCACCUUGCAAGCCGGGACGGCGCCUUCGCAGGGCGGGCCCGCUGAUUGGCUGCGGGCAGCGCACGUGCGCCCAGGCCGGCUGACGGCUGGCCGGCACGAGGCCGCGGUUGCUCUGCUGCGUGCCGGCAGGCUUGGCAGCCAAUGCGCUGCUGCUCGAUGCUCGCACGGUCCUAAUCUUAAUUUAAUGUCUAUGAUGCCAUUGUUUGUCUGUGCUUCGCACCAUGAAGUUCGCCAACGAUACGACGACGAGCCCGUCUCCGCGGACUGCAGUGCUGACCAUCCAAUCUUCUCUCAGCUGGGCAAGAAGAAAAUCAAGGCCAUCUCGCGGGCUCUGCAGAAGGCCAACCGGACUCCUCCUCGUCGACAGCUCGGAGAAUAUCGAGAUUAUUCUCCCCACAAUCGUCCUCCGAAUACUUCCACCUCGGUGACCCGUUUUCCCUUGGAUUAUCCAUCCCCCAAAGAUGGCUCUGCUACAGCGCGAACCCCAACGCCCUCGCGCUCGGCUGCUGUGCCCGCGUCGGAGCAUCGACCGCUCAGAACCCCCGGCUCUCGCUUUUCCACCAUAGUGGGAGGCUAUGGCAGCAUCGUGUCGGAGCGUCCCGAGACCGCCGCCUCCGAUCUGCCCUCGCUCGCACUUCCGGAUCCCGCUAUCGAUCCUCAGAAUGACCAUUCCUCGGCGAAAGGACUGGCAGAGGGGGCUGUAUCUGUAGAGCUUCCCCAAAAGGGUUCUCUUCCGAAUGCCGCCUCGGCCCGCCAUCAGAGUCACCGGUCCUACUCAAUCCUACCAGACGGGAAAAGCCCGCUUGUGCGCCGGUCAAGCUCACUUGCGGAAGAAUCCUUCUCUCGAAAGGCAACCUUCUUCCGGCGAGUGUUCACCAGUGGCGAUGUCGGCUCCCCCAGCAAGAGCUUUCAGGGUAGUCUGUACUCGGAGAUCGAUCGGAAACAAGACGAAUUCUUCGACUUCCUCGACGAUGAGCUGGACAAGAUCGAGUCGUUCUAUCGGCAAAAGGAGCAAGAGGCUACCAAUCGCCUGAAGGUUCUCCGCCAACAGUUGCAUAUGAUGCGGGAUCAAAGAGCGGCGGAGGUUCUUUCGGCAAAGAAUGCUGUCAGCCAUGACAAGAACGGCCACACGAACGGCCAUGGUUUGGGUGUCCUUCCUGGAUCGAAGUGGACUCAAGCAAUCGUUGGCAAGCAUCGAUUCGGGAAAAACUCGAGAGCAUUGGUCGAUCUAAAAACCCCCCUGGGUCCCGUACCGGCAGAUCUAUCUGGCUCCGUGUUCGACCGUAGAGACUUUGCUCGACGGCAACCCGAAACUCCGGCUGUUCCGUAUCGAACAGCCAAGAGGAAGUUGAAGCAGGCGUUGCAGGAAUUCUACCGUGGUUUGGAACUGCUGAAGGCCUAUGCGGACCUGAAUCGAAAAGCGUUUCGCAAGAUCAACAAGAAAUACGACAAGGUCGUCAAUAUGCGGCCGACGCUGAGAUACAUGUCCGAAAAGGUCAACCACGCGUACUUUGUGAAGAGCGAGGUCAUCGAAGGUCAUAUGGUGGUCGUGGAGGAUCUCUAUGCUCGCUAUUUUGAACGCGGAAACCGCAAAGUCGCCGUCAGCAAGCUCCGUGGGAAGAACAGGCCAGACGACUAUUCUCCAAACACCUUCCGGGCGGGCCUCCUCAUUGCAACCGGGAUGAUUUGCUGCAUCCAGGGCGUGAUCCUAGGCACACGGCUUCUCAAUGACCUGGAUCCCGCAGUCCGAGUACAAACGAGCUAUCUACUGCAGGUAUGUCUUCCAUCCUUUGGUAUGACACUUCUGAUCGCUGAUUCCUGGCAUCAGAUCUACGGAGGCUACUUCUUGAUUGUCUUUCAUUUUCUCUUGUUCUGUUUGGACUGCAUGAUCUGGUCCAAGACCAAGAUCAAUUACACUUUUGUUUUUGAAUUUGAUACCCGGCACGUCCUAGACUGGCGUCAAUUGUCAGAGUUACCUUGCUUUUUCUUCCUUCUAUUGGGACUGUUCAUGUGGUUGAAUUUUUCAUGGGUUGAUAGCAUGUUCCUCUACUGGCCAGUUGUGUUGAUAUUCAUUACGGUGCUGGUUAUGUUCUUUCCUGCGAGAGUGUUCUAUCACCACAGUCGGAAGUGGUGGGCAUUUUCCAAUUGGCGUCUUCUUUUGGCAGGUCUAUACCCGGUCGAGUUUAGAGAUUUCUUUCUCGGGGAUAUGUAUUGUUCCCAGACGUAUGCCAUGGGUAAUAUCGAAUUGUUCUUUUGUCUUUAUGCCACCCACUGGCAAAACCCGCCAGUGUGUAAUUCUUCCCAUUCCCGCCUGUUGGGUUUCUUCACCACUCUUCCGUCCAUCUGGCGUGGUUUCCAGUGCCUUCGUCGAUACCGCGACACGAAGAACGUUUUCCCUCACCUCGUUAACUUCGGCAAAUACAUGUUUGGCAUUUUGUACUACAUGACUCUGAGUAUGUACCGGAUUCACCAAUCGACCCGCUUCCAAGUCGUCUUUAUCGUAUUCGCCUUUAUCAAUGCUACGUAUUGUUCGGUUUGGGAUCUUGCCAUGGAUUGGAGUUUGUGCAAUCCGUAUGCAUCGAACCCAUUCUUGCGCGAGUUGCUCGCGUUCCGCCGGGUCUGGAUUUACUAUGUGGCUAUGGUGUUGGAUGUGGUCGUGCGAUUCAAUUGGAUUUUUUACGCCAUUUUCACCCGCGACAUCCAACACUCGGCGCUCUUGAGUUUCUUUGUUUCCUUCAGCGAGAUCUGCCGCCGCGGCAUGUGGACGGUCUUUCGUGUGGAGAACGAACACUGCACCAAUGUCCAUUUGUUCCGUGCCAUGAGGGAUGUUCCCCUGCCAUAUAAAGUUCCCUCGCCGCCCAGCGCUGGAGGCUUUGGGCCCGGUGAGGAAGCAUUGCCACUGCAGGAACAGCCUCCGUCGACUCCGGCUGCCACCACUACGGGGGCUGCCGAUCCUGAAUCUGCGACGGUGCCGACAGCGACUCCUAGUCUCCGUGCCCGUCGCCCGUCCAUCGCGGGUACCAUUUCCCGCGUGGGUAAUAUGAUGGCGACUGCACAUUCCCAAGACUUCCAGCGAAAGCGACGAUCAGAUCUUGUGUCCGGAGAGCCAGUCGAUCCACAGACUCCGCUGGACGAGAGCACGGACGAGGAAGAGGACGAUCAUGAUGAACUCCGAACGCCGUCCCGCGAGGAGGCAGACCCUCUAGAGGAGGAGCUGCCGAAUCAAGGCUCCUUUGGUAGUUCUGUGGCUGUGCAGUCGGCCCGCGCUCCCGUGACACAACCGCCACAGCAGAUGUCAUGCGGCGGACGCCUCCCCGCUCCCCAGCGGGACUCGUUCGAGGAGCGGGCGUAUUCUCAGGCCCCACCCUCGUACGAGGCGACCACCGCGAGUCCACGGACUGAGGAUGACAAUGUUCCCGAUGAUUUCAAGUUCGGGGCCACGGUUUGGGAGAGCAGCCUUCCGAUCCGUAUGCAGUUCAUUCGCAAGGUCUACUCCAUCCUGACCGUCCAGAUUCUUUUGACCACGGUCUUGAGUGCAAUCUCUUUCUUCAGCGACUCGUACCGGCGAUGGAUCCAGUCGAACUUCUGGCUGAUGAUGGUGUCGCUGUUCGGCGCGAUCGGGUUCAUGCUCCUGACGUACUGGAAGCGCAAGAGCUAUCCGGCGAACCUGCUCUUCCUGUCCGGGUUCACGGCGCUGGAGGCCUACUCGAUCAGCGUCAUCACGUCGUUCUACGACGCACGGAUCGUCGUCGAGGCGCUCAUCAUUACGCUGGGCAUCUUCGUCGCGCUGACGCUGUUCGCGUGCCAGACCAAAUAUGACUUUACGCACUGGAUCCCCUACCUGUUCGGCGCGCUGUGGCUGCUCAUCAUCUUCGGGUUCAUGGCCGCCUUCUUCCCCAUGAGCAGCACCAUGGAGCUCGUCUACGGCGGCGUCGCGGCGCUCAUCUUCUCCGGCUACAUUCUUGUGGAUACCCAGCUCAUCAUGCGCCACUACCACGUCGAGGAGGAGAUUGCCGCUGCCAUCUCGCUGUAUCUGGACAUCAUCAACCUGUUCCUCUCCAUCCUGCGGAUUCUGAACAGCCAGAACGACGGCUAA
Messenger RNA from Rasamsonia emersonii CBS 393.64, 4128 nucleotides. Its product is annotated as Signal transduction protein Syg1. The coding region runs from base 1 to 4128 and encodes 1375 amino acids. Gene Ontology annotation, cellular component: plasma membrane; Golgi apparatus; cytoplasm. The record is from RefSeq and is a predicted model, not a curated record. NCBI's taxonomy places the organism in Eukaryota, Fungi, Ascomycota, Eurotiomycetes, Eurotiales, Trichocomaceae. Gene Ontology annotation, molecular function: inositol hexakisphosphate binding. The transcript is spliced from 10 exons. Gene Ontology annotation, biological process: cellular response to phosphate starvation; phosphate ion transport.